AUGCCCUCACCCCUGCCGCGGCGCCCCCACCUCACUGGCGACUUCUCCCCGUCGGUGGACUCGCGGCCCUGCAGCAGCCCCUCGGAACUCCUGGGGAAGGCAAGGAAGCUGUCCCUGGGCGGCACGCCUCCCAGGGCCCCGCGGCUGCCACCCCGGCUGGCCUGGUGUUCCAUUGACUGGGAACAGGUGUGCCUACUGCAGAGGCUGGGAACCGGGGGCUUUGGCUCCGUGUACAAGGCGACUUACCACGGCGUUCCAGUGGCUAUAAAGCAAGUGAACAAGUGCACCAAGAACCGGCUGGCUUCCCAGCGCAGUUUCUGGGCUGAGCUCAACAUCGCAAGGCUUCGCCAUGCCAACAUCGUGCGGGUUGUGGCUGCCAGCACGUGCACGCCUGCAGGCUUCAACAGUCUAGGCACCAUAAUCAUGGAGUUUGGUGGCAAUGUCACCUUACACCAAGUCAUAUAUGGUGCUGCCAGCUGCCCCGAGGAGGCGCAGGUGGAGGUGGCGAAGCCUGCCUGCUGUGCUGCCGAGCAAUUAAAUUUGGGGAAGUGUCUGAAAUAUUCCCUAGAUGUUGUGAAUGGCCUGCUUUUCCUUCACUCACAAAGUAUUGUGCACUUGGACCUGAAGCCGGCUAACAUUUUGAUCAGUGAGCAGGAUGUCUGCAAAAUUGGUGACUUUGGUUGCUCCGAGAAGCUGGAAGAUCUGCUCUGCUCCCAGACUCCUCCUUACCCCCUAGGCGGCACCUACACCCACCGAGCUCCAGAGCUCCUGAAAGGAGAGAUCGUAACGCCCAAAGCCGACAUCUAUUCUUUUGCCAUCACCCUCUGGCAAAUGACUACCAAGGAGUUGCCCUACUCAGGGGAGCGUCAGUACGUGCUCUACGCUGUAGUGGCCUAUAAUCUGCGACCGUCUCUUUCAGCAGCUGUCUUCACAGACUCCAUUCCCGGGAAAAGACUUGAGAAGAUCAUCCAGGGCUGCUGGAGGGCCAGUGCUGUACAGCGGCCGAGUGCAGAACUCCUUCUGGUUGACCUUGACUCUUUAAGAGCUGAUUUGGCUGACUCUAAACCUGCAUCAAGAUAA
Messenger RNA from Manis pentadactyla (Chinese pangolin), 1080 nucleotides. RefSeq names its product MOS proto-oncogene, serine/threonine kinase (gene MOS). The transcript has a single exon. Gene Ontology annotation, molecular function: ATP binding; protein kinase activity. Gene Ontology annotation, biological process: protein phosphorylation. NCBI's taxonomy places the organism in Eukaryota, Metazoa, Chordata, Mammalia, Pholidota, Manidae. The coding region runs from base 1 to 1080 and encodes 359 amino acids. The record is from RefSeq and is a predicted model, not a curated record.